Molecule: messenger RNA, 1158 nt
Organism: Colletotrichum scovillei
Lineage: Eukaryota; Fungi; Ascomycota; Sordariomycetes; Glomerellales; Glomerellaceae
Exons: 7
Coding region: 1-1158 (385 amino acids)
Source: RefSeq, a predicted model, not a curated record
AUGAACAUAACAAACGGAACGGCUCCCACGCCCAUGAAUCCGGCAUGGGUCGCUGAGAGCAACACCGCCCGCAUCAUCACUGUCGUAACUGUUUUUCAUCUCCUGGCGCAGACGAGCGUUGCGCUGCGGAUAUAUGCCAGAAUAUGGGUCAUCAAGGCGCCUGGGUGGGAUGAUGCGGUCAUGGUCUUAUCGAUCUGCGCCUGGGGAGGAUGGAUCUCAUUCGUUAUUCAAGCGCAAUAUGGUCUUGGCAAACACUUCUCGACCAUCGACAAGAAGUAUGACUACGUCGUGUUCAACCACGUCUCUAUCGCCCUUAGUCUCUUGCGUUUGAGCAAGACUGGAUGGUAUAAGUGGGCAUUAUGGUCAACUAUUGCUCUUGUCUUAUUCUACUCGAUUGGCGGCAUGUUUCCGUUCUUCCUUCACUGCAAACCCCUGUCAGGAUUCUGGGACAGGAACACGACACCGCCUCCAAAGUGUAAGGAUGGCAAUAACAUCAAUCUGUUUGGUAUCAUCAACACAGGAUUCAACAUCUUCACCGACGUAGUUCUAGCCACCCUGCCUGUGCCAAUCAUAUGGAAUUUGCAGAUGAAGCGCAGACUCCGUCUCUACGCAAUUGGAAUCUUGAGCUUAGGAUACUUUGCUGUCGCGAUGGGCAUAGUCAAAGCAGUAUACCAGCUCAACAACGACAGCGAGCCUGACAAAACUUUCAACAGAAGUAUUCAAUUUUGGGGCUUCCUGCAGUUGCAGGUCGGUAUCAUUGCGGCAUGCGCACCGGCUUUGAAACCUCUUGUCAAUAAGUUACUCAACCUAUCAGCAUAUAAUCAGCAUCUCCCAGACGCAUGUGGCAAGCGGUCGCAACAGACUGGCUCUGGACCAAGAACGCUCGAGUACGACACCUCCCGCAGCCGCAGUGACGGGACAACCAGAAGCGAUCAGUACGAACUCGAUGAAUGGGCCUUGGAUCCACGAUAUGGUACACAAACGGGCGAGAUCAGACUGCACACCAUGCAACCUCCAGCAGGCAUAAUGCUCAGUGAGUAUGAUCGAAGUAAGGCCUUGCGCAUAGAAGAGGAAACCGCGAUACAAGUCCAGUCGAGCAACUUGCAUGGGAUCAUCAAGACGACUGAGUUUGCUAGGAGAUCUGAACAUCUUGACUAG